This is a messenger RNA of Spirometra erinaceieuropaei, 1272 nucleotides long. The record is from the annotation of a GenBank genome assembly. Lineage: Eukaryota; Metazoa; Platyhelminthes; Cestoda; Diphyllobothriidea; Diphyllobothriidae.
AUGCUGAGGCCGGAAGAAAUGCGCUCCUUCCAUGAUCAUGCUACUCAAAUGUUGGAAACAAGGCUGAAUUUGAUGGAUGAAAUCAGCGGUCAGUCUGAGUCUCGGCGUCAUCGUUUAUUAACCCUUAGCCACCGUCUGUACGAGCAGUUGCGCCGCCUACAAAAUCCGCGAAAUUGUGAUACAGCACAGUUCAUUACUACUACCUUCCCAGACCGCUGUGGCUUUGGAUGUCAUGCCCAUCACAUGUCCUACGUCCUUUCAGUUGGCCUUGCCCUUAACCGUACGCUUUUUAUUGUCGGCGACCUGUGGAAGGAUAUAUUCCUACCUAUCACUCCCUGCCCAAACCCUCUGCUGGGACCAAAUCUAGCAACAGGACGGAUCAUUAACUGGGGCAUGUCCAGACAUGUUAAGUCUCGUUUCAAUCCGCCCACUUUGCCUCCGGAGUGGGCUUCUGCACUUGAGGGUCUCCACGGGGACCCCUUUGCAUGGUUCCGAGGUCAGCUUCUGGCCUUCAUACUCCGUCUCAAAGACGAGGCGUUCAAGUGGCGUCUGGAGGCCGAAAUUAGGGACAUACGGAGUCAAAUGCCGUCCGGAUACUUCACCUGCCCUGUUGCCGGUAUUCACGUGCGUCGUACGGAUAAAAUUCAAUUGAAGGAAGCUGAAUUCCACAAUCUGUCUGAGUACAUGCCUUCGGUGGAGCGCUUUUUCCAACGAAAACUGAUGGAGUAUCAGUUGAAGACAGGAAGUAAUGUGUCGCCUCCCUGGUCUAAAUGGAAGAGGGUGUUUCUGGCCUCCGAUGAUCCAUCCGUCUUUGAGGAGGCCAGACGGUCAUAUGCAGACUACGAGUUCAUCGGUGAUGAAAAACGUGCCACAUCGGCCUUCAAUCAUUCAGUUCGUGCCACACUCGGAAUUUAUACCGAUGUUCGAAUGCUGGCCAGCACUGACUUUCUAUCCUGCACUAUGUCUUCUAAUAUUUGCAGAAUGGCGUAUGAGUACAUGCUGGCUGAUAAUCGGAUGAAUAGUGAUUCAACCUUGCACGCAGAGUCGGUGGACGUAAUGUACUUCAAUGUUGGUGAGCGGAAGCGCUGGUGGCGGGCCCUCGCAGACUACCCUCCACUAAACAUAUCUCGUGAUGAUCGAGUCUCUCCUAUUGAGAACAAAGAGACCUAUUUCCUGAAGGUUCAGCGAAGACAGAAUGGUUUGAAAACUGAACUAAAACUUCCGACGUUUCUUUUUGAAGAAGAAGUCCUUCGUAUCCCAGACCGUGAUUAA